GCUCGCGGAGUUCAGUCAGUUGAGCCGCGGGCAGCUCAGCUGUUUGUACGGAGUCAUUUAGAGCAUCAAAACAAACUGAAAUAAACUUUCUGCUCGUAUGUUUGUGGACCGUCACCUUCCUGUACGGAUUAACGACUUUUAACCGACACCAACAGGAUUUGGGAGGAUGGCAGAGCCGGGCAGAAGAUUUCUCCCUCACUGACAGAAGAAGAGGAAGAGGAGGAGGAGGAGGAGGAGGAGAGAUGGAGCGCGCUCGUAGUCUCCUGCUGAACGAGGAGGCGUGCAGUCAGCUGGGCGAGCAUCAGAAGGCCGAGUUCAUCUUCGAAUGGCUGACCCACCUGAAGAAGCUCCUCGCCACCUCCGACAGGGCUGAUAUCAAACAGAACCAGCGGCGUCUGGUCGAACAGCUGUCAGGCGUUCUGAUUGGCUCCCCCGGCCCGCCGACUCGAUGGCUGCUGGCCGACUGUUUGGCCCUGCUGUACCGCCUGGGAGACCCCGUCCCUUCCAGCCUAUUGGUGGACAGGUGUAAUGACAUCAUCCGAAGCAAAGACGACUCGCCGUCAGGUCUCCCGACCCGACUGGCAGCCGUGGCGUGUCUGGGCGCUCUGUUCGAGCAGCUCGGUCGGAUGCUCGCCGGCCUCUUCAAAGACACUCUGGUCAACCUGCUGAAAGCCAUGAAGAACGCAGAGUCUCAGGGUCGGUAUGAGAUCAUGUCGUGUGUGGAGAAGAUCCUGCGAGGACUGGGUGUGAGCGCCAUGCCGUGUCACCGUGACGUCUACAAGGCGGCGAGGGCCUGUCUGACUGACCGCUCCAUGUCCGUACGCUGCGCCGCCGCCAAGUGUCUGCUGGAGCUGCAGAGGGAGGCAGUGUUCCUGUGGACCAGCGAGCUGGAGAACGUGGCCACUCUGUGCUUCAGGGCCUUCGAAGGAUCCAACUACAACGUCAGAGUGUCUGUAGCCAAACUGCUGGGAACUCUGCUGGCUGCCGCCGUGGAGCCCAGACAGCCUACUGCAGCCCCCAGGCAGGGUGGGCGGGGCCGGAGCUCUCUGGAGGAGGUGAUGGAUUUGUUGUCGGGGGGGUUCCUGCGGGGCGGGGCGGGUUUCCUGCGAGCCAGCGGAGACAUGCUGAAGGGGAUGAGCUCCGUCAGCAAGGACAUCCGCAUCGGAGUCACUCAGGCCUGCGUGGUCUUCGUGUCCACGCUGGGCGGCUCCUGGCUGGAGGCCAACUUUCCCGCCUUCCUGUCGCUGCUGAUGGAGCUGGCGUCCCACGGCAGAGCGACGCAGACGCCCGGCGACGCCGUGGUGACCCGCCGCUGCGUCUCCUUCAUCCUGAGGAGCACCCUGGGCUCUCUGCUGGGCGAGAAGGCUCAGACCAACGCCGCCAAGCAGCUGUGCGUUGCCAUAGCGACGCAGAAACGAGCCAUCGAUGCGGCUCUGACUGAUGGGAACGUGGAGACCAGAGUUUCGUCUGCAGACGUCUCAGCCAGUCAGCAUGUGUUGUUCUGCUGCCUGCUGGAGCUCGGACGACUCAUCCAGGGGCUGGGAUCCACCGCCGCCCCCCUUCUGACUGACAGCAGCACAGCCCUCCUGGACACGGUGAUCUCCGUCCUCCUCCACCCGGUCGCCCCUGCCCGGCUGGCCGCCGCCUGGUGUCUGCGCUGCAUCGCCAUGGCGAUGCCGUCCCAGUGCUCCCCGCUGCUGGAUCGCUGCGCCGAGCGGCUGGUGGCGCUCAAGUCUUCCCCCGAAGCCGUGGCCGGUUACGGAGCGGCUGUUGCCGCCCUGGUGGCCGCAGUGCAGCACUGCCCUCUGGGAAUCCCACACACCAAGGGCAAGGUGGUGUUGUGUCUGGCUGAAGAUCUGCUGCGUUCAGCGUCUCAGAACAGUCGGAUCUCUCUGCAGAGGACUCAGGCCGGCUGGAUGCUCGUCUCCUCUCUCAUCACUCUGGGCCCUGCUGUAGUGGAGCACCACCUCUCCCGUCUCCUCCUCCUCUGGCGGUGUGUGUUUCCCGCCUCUCUCAGGGAGCAGGAGAUGGAGCUGCGACAAGGGGACUACUUUACGUGGCAGGUUACGCUGGAGGGGCGUGCCGGGGCGCUCUGUGCGAUGAAGAACCUGCUGCUGCACUGCAGGGAGCUCGUCACCGAAGACGUCAUCAGCCGUCUGCUCACGCCAUUGGCCUGCGCCGUAGCCCUGCUCACCAAGUUGCCUGCUCUCAUCAGGUCUUACGGUAGUUCAGUUCGUGUCUGGUCAGUCGUCUACAGGCUGAGAGUGUACGAGCUGCUCGCUCAGCUGCCUCCUCAAACCUACCAAGAGAGUUUUGGUUUGGUGAUGAACCAGCUGGUGUCUGAUCUGUCCAGUCAGGACAACCUGAACCAGCCGUGCUCAGAGCUGACCUUGCUGCCUCCCUUUUGUCACCGUGACGACCUGCAGCUGGUCGGCCCCGCCCUCCACGACACCGACCAGAGAUACAUCGAGGAACAGCUCCAUGGCAGCAGUGUGGGAGGAGGAUCUCUGGACAACGACGCCUUCAGUCUGUGUGAGAGGAGUGACGAAGCUCCCGCUCCUCUUCCUCCUCCCGUCGCUCUGACCGCCGCCGCCGUCCAACUCUUUGGAGCGCUCCUCCCCCACAUCAUCUCCGCUCAGAGAGUGAGGAUAUUGGAGCAGUUUGUAGAAACAGUGAACCAGCUGAAGGGUCAACGCCAGCAGACCGUCCAGACUCACAUCUGUGCUGCCCUCUGCAGUCUGCUGAAGCACCAGGGGAGCGUCCGGGGGUCUCUGGGGCCGGAGGAGAUGCGUCCCCCGGUGUUGUCCCUCCUGUCGGGGGCGCUGGAGAGUGUCAGUCCUCUGCUGCGCUGCCUGGCUGCUGAAGGUCUGGCCCGGCUGGUGCAGGUGGUGGGAGACCCCGGCUUCACCGUCUCCGUCUCCCUGCUCUGCUUCGACAGGCUGAAGACGGCGCGGGACGCAGCUUCUCGCAGCGGCUACACUCUGGCUCUGGGGGCGCUGCACCGCUACACCGGAGGCAUCAGCUCACCUCAACACCUGUCCACCUGCCUGGGAGUCCUGUUCACUCUGAGCCAGGACAGCACCUCACCUGAAGUCCAGACCUGGUCUCUCCACAGUCUGUCUCUGGUGGUCGACCUAUCCGGCGGUCUGUACCGCGCCCACGCCGAGCCGUCCUUCACCCUGGUGCUGCGGCUGCUGCUGUCGACCUCGCCCACCCACCCCGAGGUGCAUCACAGCCUGGGACGCUGCCUGCACGCCCUCAUCACCUGCCUGGGCCCCGACCUGCAGGGUGAAGGUGCGGCUCUGUCGGCUCUGCGCUCCAGCUGUCUGGUGGGUUGUGAAGUGAUGCAGGACGGUCCGGACUGUCUGGUUCAGGCCAGAGCUAUUUCCUGUCUGCAGCAGCUGCACAUGUUCUCGCCGCCGCACGUCAACCUGGCCAGCCUCGUACCUGCGCUCUGUGAGAUCUUGUUGGAUUAUUCCAUGUUGGCCAACCUGUGCAGCUCGUACCUGUGUCUGCGGCGGGCGGUGGUUGCGUGUCUGCGGCAGCUCGUCCAACGGGAGGCGCUGGAGGUGUCUGAACAUGCCGUGACUCUGGUCAAAGAGCUGCCGAGACGAGACAACACACAACUCGACGUCACCAUAAAGGAAGUGGGUCUGGAAGGAGCUCUGUUCACUCUGCUGGACCGGGAGUCAGACUCCAGUCUGAGGAGGGACAUCCAGGAGACUCUGGUCCACAUGAUGGCAUCCAGCGCCACCAGCGGCAAACUGGGACACUGGCUCAAACUCUGCAAGGACGUCCUGUCUGCGUCCACCGACUGUCGGGCUCCGGUGGAGGCGAGUCAGGAAGACGAGGAGGCGGAUCCCGGCAGGGACGACGACUCCUCUGCUUUCAAAGCGCGGUCGGAGUCUGGCGGCCCGUUCACCGCCCUGCGCUGGGCAACGCGCCGCUUCGCCAUGGAGUGUGUGUGUCGCAUCAUAGCGCAGUGCGAGAGCUCUGACCCCGCCCACUUCGACAUGGCGCUGGCUCAGGAGCGACGCCUGCACGAGUCCACCGACUUCCUGGUCCUCCAUCUUGGCGACCUGGUCCGCAUGGCGUUCAUGGCGGCGACAGACCACAGCGACCAGCUGCGACUGGCGGGGCUCCAGACGCUGCUGGUCAUCAUCAGACGCUUCUCAGCCAUCCCCGAACCAGAGUUCCCCGGUCAUGUGAUCCUGGAGCAGUACCAGGCCAACGUUGGAGCUGCUCUCAGACCCGCCUUCACUGCUGACGCUCCCCCUGAUGUCACAGCCAAGGCCUGCCAGGUCUGCAGCGCCUGGAUCGCCAGCGGCGUGGUCAGUGACCUGCGUGACCUCCGGCGCGUCCACCAGCUCCUGGCCUCCUCAUUGGCCAAAGUCCAGGCGGGGAGGGACACGUCCAGCCAGCUGUACAACGAGGCCACCGCUACCAUGGAAACGCUGGCGGUCCUGAAGGCGUGGGCCGAGGUUUAUAUUGUAGCCGUUCAGAGAAGCAGGCAGACGGAGAGCUCUGAUAGGACGACUGACCUGUCAGUCUCCUCUCUGGCCAAUGACAGCGCGGGGUCUGAGUCCGGAGGGGCGGGCCUCCUGAAGUUAGUCCAAUCAGAUCUGUCGACUCUGAGCCGUCUGUGGUUGGCGGCGCUGCAGGACUACGCCCUGCUGACCCUCCCACAGGAGUACGCAUCACAGCUGCCCGACACGGGAGGCUCCUUCUACACAGCAGAGACGGUGAACCAGGCCAGAGCUCACUACUCCUCCUCCUGGGCUCUCAUCCUCCACGCCACCUCACUCUGGCUCCACAGCUCAGGUUUUGUGAUGUUAGACGACGCUCCCACCAACCUGUCCAGACCGGCCACGCCCACCUCCAUGGGUCACACGGGCUCUGUGGGCGGAGCCAAGAGUCCAGAGGACGUCAACACCGACAGACUGCAUCUUAUCCUCGGGAUCAGUGUGGAGUUCCUGUGUUCUCCGCACUCCGAGGACCAGAUGGAGAACAUCACUUCCUGUCUGCGAGCUCUGCAGGCGCUGCUGGACGUCUCCUGGCCCCGAGCUAAGAUAGGAAACGACCAGGCUCUGAGCGUGGAGCUGCUCAGCGUCCUCCACAGGCUGAUGGUGACCAGAGAGUCGGCGUCCGUUCAGCUCGCCGUGUUGGAUUUACUGCGGCAGAUCGUGACGGCUGCUCAGGAGCACGUCAGGGAGAAACGCCACAGCGCCGAAGUGGACGACGGAGCGGCAGAGAAGGAGACGCUGCCGGAGUUCGGGGAAGGACGGGACACCGGCGGUUUGAUUCCCGGACGCUCGCUGGUGUUCGGAGCGCUGGAGCUCUGCCUCUGUGUGCUGGUCCGGAAACUUCCACAGCUCAGCCCCAAACUGGCCGGAACCAGUCCAGCUGGUCCUGGCGGUUCGGUCUGGAGUCUGACUGACAGCGACUGUCAUCUGGUGGCGUCGGCUCUGUGUGUCCUGUCUGAGCUGCCGUCCGUCUGCUCCCCAGAAGGCAGCGUGUCCAUCCUCCCCACGGUCCUCUACCUGCUGCUGGGAGUCCUCAGAGAGCUGGUCCACCAGCCCAGUACACACACCGGUCUGGGUGUGGUGGUGCAGGCGGCUCUGCAGGCGCUGAAGGCCGUCCUGACGUCACCGAUGAGCCGACAGGAGAAGAGCCGCGGAGCCUGGAACCUGCUGCUGCGCUCGGCGCUGAACACCCUGCUGGGACUGUGGGACGCCGGGGACUCGGGUGCUGUCGUGGAUCAGAUCAGCCUCCUCACAGCUCUGACAGUCUUCCUGCUGUCUGCUGGUCCUGACGUCUGCACCGUGGAGCCUCUGCACGCGCUCUGUCUGCAGCGCUUCACCGCCAGCAUGGACGCCAAAGACCCGCUGGUUGUGAGUCGCUGCUACCAGCUGCUGACGUCGGUGUUUCAGGCUCCGUCAGGCGUGGCCGUCCCGUACAUCCAGGCCCUCGGCCCGCCGCUGGUUCGAUUCCUUCAGAAGGUGGAGAGGAGUCGACCUCAGAGUGCAGAGGAGCUGCAGGGAGUCCUGGAGGGAGUCCGAGCCAUGGAGGCUCUGGUGCAGGCGGCCGACGAGUCGCAGCGUCCUCAGCUGGUUGCCGUCAUGUUGCCGCUCCUCAUCUCCUUCCUCCUGGAUGAGAACGCUCUCGGCUCCGCCCCCGCGGCGUCGCGGUCUCUGCAUGAGUCGGCGCUCAAGGACCUGAUGCGUCUCGGCCCGCAGCACUCCGCCGUCUUCAGGUCUCUCAUCGCGUCGUCUCCUCACCUGAAGUCUCGCCUGGAAGCCGCCGUCAAAGGAAACCAGGAGAGUCUGAAUGCUAAAGCUAGCAGCGCUAACUCCGCCUCCCGCAGCGGCGCCAAGUCCUCCCCCAGCAUCACGCUCAAAACCAACUUCCUGUGAGGUGAUGGACCGCGGCGGCGGAGCAACGGAGGUUCAUUCACCCCCCCCCCCCUUCGACUUAACGUCACCGACACACUGUGCUGCAUUCGCUGUCCCCUGGGACAAAACACUACCUUCACUGUCGGCCAUGUUGACAGACGUAUGAUUACAUCACUUCCUGAAUAUUUAAUUAUUCAGACUUCUCUGUGAGGAGGAAGGUGACAACCUGUGAUGUCAUCCUGACUCUUCCAACAUGGCGGCGUGUCUCUAGAUCUCUAUAUAUACGCUGCAUGUCAUUAAAUCACACAUCACUAUUAUCGUUACUUUAAUUAUUCAGAAUGACGUGAAAGAACCAAACUGCUGGUGUUGGAUGUUUUAUCCCAGAAACUGACACAUAGUUUAUAUAGUUUAUAUAGUUUAUAUAGUUUAUAUAGUUUAUAUAGUUAAUAGUUCAUUUCAAGCUGCAGAGAGACGUGAGAUGAUGUAGUUGACAGAAACUUAAACUCAAGAAAACACUUUUAAAACCAACAUCUGCUUUUUAUUCGUCUCCUGUUUUCAGUUUUAGCUCAUUAAUGCAGAGCUUUGAUUGUCACUUCUCGUUCCAGAGUGUCCUUGAAUGC
This is a messenger RNA of Thunnus maccoyii (southern bluefin tuna), 7012 nucleotides long. It is a transcript of the gene heatr5a, whose product is annotated as HEAT repeat containing 5a. The record is from RefSeq and is a predicted model, not a curated record. Gene Ontology annotation, biological process: retrograde transport, endosome to Golgi; intracellular protein localization; endocytosis. The coding region runs from base 243 to 6413 and encodes 2056 amino acids. Lineage: Eukaryota; Metazoa; Chordata; Actinopteri; Scombriformes; Scombridae. Gene Ontology annotation, cellular component: endocytic vesicle; membrane; Golgi apparatus. The transcript has 42 exons.